AUGGCACUUCAUUACUUGUUUCCUGCUGUGAAAUUACUCAAGCAGAAAUGUUUUCCAUCCCUCAGUGGAAUGAAGAGUUGUCAGAAUUUUUCCAGUAUGCAAGUCGACGAAACAGAAGGCGCUAACUUCAAACGUUUCGCCCAGCAUUGGUGGGACUAUGAUGGAGAUUUACAGCCAUUGCAUACUAUGAAUCGUUUGCGUGUACCAUUUAUUCAAAAUGGUCUUUGUCCAUUAACUACAUUAUCUACAGUUGAUUCAGUUUGUUUACCUUUGAAAGGUACGAAGAUUUUAGAUGUUGGUUGUGGUGGAGGUAUUCUAGCGGAAGCACUAUCUAUGUUGGGAGCAGAAGUUUUGGGCAUAGAUUUAGUAGCAGAAGGUAUAAAAGUAGCACAAGAACAUGUUGAAGCUACAUCUUAUCGCUGGGUUGAUCAUCCAGAUUUACAUAAACCUACAUAUAAACUUACUAGUGUGCAAUCAAUUAGUCAAGAGUAUCCAUGUCAAUUCGACGCAGUUGUUGCGUCUGAAGUAUUAGAACACGUUACUGAUUGGGAGGAUAUGUUGAACAGUUUAAAACAAUGCUUGAAAUUAGAAGGAAUGUUAUUCGUAACUACAAUAAAUCGUACUACCGCUUCAUUACUACUAGGAAUUGGUGUAGCUGAAUAUGUAGCUCGUAUUGUUCCACGUGGUACUCAUGAUUGGAAUAAAUUCAUUGAACCUAGUCGGUUACAGAUUGCUUGUAUCAAGCGUGGUUUGCAACCGCGUCAACUCAGUGGAAUGUUAUAUAACCCAUUAAGUCGUCGAUGGCGUUGGAGUAGUAAUUUAUCACUAAAUUAUGCAUUCAGUGCUAUGAAAAUCGAUGAAUAAAUAAGAUGGAGAACACCAAUUAUAAAUGCAUUUGUUCUUCGUCAACUGUUUCUUUCUCAAUCUAUUAAUUUAGUAAAAGCAAAGUGUGAUCAAUUAUCACGAAUUUAUUGACACAUUCUUUCCAUUGUUUGCUUUCAAUAACAUUAUAUAAUAAGCUGAUAAUUAUUGUAAAGUCUUGUCAACUCAUUAGAUAAUUA
This is a messenger RNA of Schistosoma curassoni, 1061 nucleotides long. The record is from the annotation of a GenBank genome assembly. NCBI's taxonomy places the organism in Eukaryota, Metazoa, Platyhelminthes, Trematoda, Strigeidida, Schistosomatidae.